CAGUUGCGCCUUCUUUUCAGCUUGCGACGAGCGCCCUACAGUCAGCGUUUAGUGAGUCUUGAUUCCAGUCAGUCUGCGUCGUGAAAGAAUUCCGGCGUGAUUCGAGCGUGUGUAUUAUUUAAGGACGUUAAGGCAGGACACCCCAUGGCGCUUCCUGAAAUAGAAUGUCCUUUUAUCACUGCCCAUUACGCGGCUUUAUCAAUUUGACGCAAAAACUUGCUUCUCGAGAUAUUCGUUGGGGUUGAUUAAGAACGAGAGAGACUAGGCAGCUAGAAGGACGGUCUCGAAUAGAUUCAUUGGGAAAGUCAUGAGCUGUCACGUCUGAUUGGGGGGCGUGUGGGAGGCAGGCGUCGACCUUCUUCCCGAAAGUGUGCUCUCCAGAAGUGUCUCAAGUGUAAAUUCCGCCCAAAUGUGAUACUUUUGUGGCAAAAUCGUAAGGACAAUUUUUAUCGGAGUGGUGUCGUUCCAAGAAGUCUCAGGAUACUCGUUGAGUUCCCAGUUUUUUCUGGUGAGUGGCAUUCUCGAAGGCAAUCAUUGUUUUUUGAGUGAAGCAAUUUCGAACGAUUUUGUGAGCAAUAAAAGGAAAGUGAAAAACGUUUGAUUGCCCCAUUUCGUGGGGCUUCCGAAUAAUUGAACCCAAUUUACGAUGGAUCCUUCUAAAGACGUCCACGUACAUCUGUAAAUUUAACCGCUUCGUCGCGGGUGAAAAAUGUUUAUGUAUAGAUGCAUGCAGCUUCUAAGAAUCUGCCAUUCUGCCAUUGCCAGGGAGGCGAAAGUGCAUUAAAGUUGGCUUGAGUGCAAUCGUGGGACCGGAAAGGAGGAGGCGGAGUGAAGUGCAAGUGCUGAAUGGAAAAUCGCUUGAGGGAGAAGAUAUCCUUAGAUACUUCGUCUGUCUAUGAUUUACGGCAAUUGUUAUUUUAAUCAAAUUAACUCUCUCUGAGUUUUUGGAUUUAGUGUGAAGCUUGCGGAAGGAUACGUGAUUGUGACUUCCACACUUUAAUGAAAUGUACACCAUCACCGUACGACGGGAUUUAAUUUGAGAGAAUGAGGUUGUUUUGAGUGGAAUAGUUGAUAUGUUUUAAAUUGGAUUGAGAGGUCGAGAACGAUCGAAAACAAUGGCACGAAGGAAGAGGUACUUCUUGGACUGGUUCAAUCUUUUCGUCAUCGAAUGGAUUGCUAUUUCGGACACAUGCUUGAGUGCAUUUUGCCUGCGAGAUCUUAAAAUAUUCGUGCCGGACGCAGUGGUAGCGGGAACAGCGGCGAGGUUAUCUUGUCAGUACGACUUGGAACAAGCUGCUUUAUAUUCCGUUCGGUGGUAUUUCGAUACAGAAGAAUUCUACAGAUACGUUCCUAAGGAAUCGCCUCCUGGACGCGCCUUUCCAGCUUCUGGACUCAAUGUCGAUCUAUCAACGUCUGAUUCACACGCGGUGACUCUUCGAAGCGUGACGAAGGAUCUUACUGGAAACUUUCAAUGUGAAGUAUCUGAGGACGCGCCUCUUUUCCACACCGACAUUAGGCUAGCACAUAUGCAAGUGAUAGAACUGCCCAAGGCUGAUCCCUUCUUGCAAAUCGAUAAACAAAUUAUAGGACCAACCGAUUUUUUCAAAGCUAUUUGUACAGUAGGAAAGUCGUACCCACCAGCGAAUAUUACUUGGUUCGUGAAUGGAAGAAGGGUAUACAAAUCACCAUUUCAACGAAUCAGCUACCAUCCACAAGAGGGGUCCUCAACAUUUUCUACUCUGGAGAUGUACCCGCACAGUCAAAUUAUGCAAUCAAUCUUCCAACCAACGCCGAAAUUUCACACUAGCAUAUUAGUACUAUGCGAAGUCUCGAUCCUUCGUAUAUAUCAACGAAAUGUACAGCAACGAAUCUUCCUAUCCAGGAUGGCGCUCACAACUAUGUCGCCGAAUCUCCUCGGCCUCGAAGGAUCCAAAAGAGGCAACGAGCCGGAUAAUUCGCCUCUUACCGGAGGAGCCAACGGAGUGCAUCCACAGGGCCUGGUGUUGUGGAUAAGAGUUACGAUUUCAUUAGGACUCAGCAUCCCCCUAAAGUUGAUUUUUAACCAACAUAAGUCGAUGUACGUAACGUGAUUGAUAUGGACUUAUCUAAAAUUCGAUGAAAAAAAGGACGGACAUUUUUCUUCCAGCUAAGGCCAAAGCCGAGAUGGGGUUUAUUUUAGGCAACUGGAAUGAAUAAUAUUAGAAUUUUUAUGUAAAUAGAUUACCUCCAAGAUUGUUGCUGUUAAGAAACUUCGGAUAAGCUGGCCGGAACGGGAACAAUUGAAUUCCUUCGAGUAUAUCUAGCAUUUGCGCGGGUAUAGCUUAUCCUGAAACUCCAACUAAUACGUAAAUAAAAAGUGUGUUCCCAAUAAGGGCAAAAUAAUCAAAAUGGAUGAAAUUCCGAAAUCUAAAUACCAAACGACAAAAAUAUUCCAAUAUCGCAAAUUAUUAAGGGUUUCAAAUAAUGCCCCUUUAUCACCCCAACCCACAGAUUUCCAGUAUCAGUACCUUUUGAAGUCGUUUCGUACUUAUAUUUCAUCAGGACAUAUUUCAUCCUAUAAAUUGAGCUUAUUUUUGGCCCAGAAAACAUCCUCCACCAAAUAUUUUCCGGUUCCGUAUUUCAUAGCCUCUUUAUGUUGAAAUGAGCACCUAUGGGUUCUUCUGACCUCGCCUACACCCACUAAAAUAUCCUUGGAGUUAUCCUAACAGAGAUUCCUCCUUUCCAGUUCAGCUGUUUCCCUGAAGGUAUAAGUUUUCUUGUCUAGAUUUUCAGUUUAUGGGAGAAUAUUAUUAGAAUUUCCUUUUAUUUUGUCACCCUCGAAUCUGGUGUUUUCUCGGAGUCCCUUAUCCGAUUUCCGAUCCAAGUAUUGGAAACAUUCAGCGUAGUAAGCACCAUUUAUUUCCAGAGAAAAUUUCAAGGCCAAAUGUUAAUAUCGAGGAGCAUCUUUUAACGUGAUUUAGUGAAUAUUUUUGGUGAAAUUAGAUAAACGAGCUGAAAUUGGCUUGCAAUGAAGGAAAUUGUUCUCGUUCAAACAGCUCGUCAUAUAAUGAAUGUAAAAUUCUGACAGAUUAAAGAUGAAGGACGCCCAUUUAAUUAAAUUUUCCUCUACGAAAGGAACGUGUGGAUAACGUAUGGGGAUAUGAAUAUAAAUAUAAUAAAACUGAAAAGACAA
Messenger RNA from Hermetia illucens (black soldier fly), 3172 nucleotides. RefSeq lists its product as uncharacterized. Bases 1116 to 2090 code for a protein of 324 amino acids. NCBI's taxonomy places the organism in Eukaryota, Metazoa, Arthropoda, Insecta, Diptera, Stratiomyidae. The record is from RefSeq and is a predicted model, not a curated record. The transcript is spliced from 6 exons.